UUCUGGGAUAUCCUCCGAAGAGGUGGCAUCAGCUUGGAUCAAAUUAUUAAACGACGUGUGUGUAGCAAAUGAACGCGACCACCGUCACAGGGUCGGGUAGAUAAGGAUAGACAGAGCCAAGGAGCAGCUGGGUGAAAGUCUGGCUUUUGGAUUAAUAAUAGAAAUUCCACACAAACUGCAUCCAUAUGGGUAUUUAAACCCGCGGCAAGGAAAAAGUAUGUAAUGCAAAGAGUGAUUGCUUAGGCGGUUCUGUUUGGAAAUGACCAUUUGCAAUUGAAAGCGACUCUCCUCUGCUGCAGAAAGGAGGUGAAACUGACCCGGAAGGGAAGUUGGGAUUUGCCAGAAAGGGAAUUGCAGCAAUCUUGGAAUCUUGCAGCCUGCAGUUUUAGUUCGGGAUCACUCUCGCCUCGGUAUCAAUCAUCCCAACAAUAACAUCGCCCACAUAUAAAUCCUUUAUUUGUACCAUGCUGGGUCGUAAAGUGACAUUAGCGACGUGCGCAUUGAACCAGUGGGCUUUAGAUUUUGAAGGAAAUCUUCAAAGAAUUUUGAAAAGUAUUGAAAUAGCAAAGUCAAAAGGAGCAAGAUACAGAAUUGGACCUGAGCUGGAAAUCUGUGGCUAUGGCUGUGGCGACCACUACCUGGAAUCUGAUACUGUGCUGCACUCCUUCCAAAUGCUAGCAGAACUCUUGGUCUCUCCAGUUACUGAAGACAUUAUUUGUGAUGUAGGCAUGCCAGUCAUGCAUAAAAAUUCCCUCUUCAACUGCAGGGUGAUCUUCCUCAACAAAAAAAUUUUGUUAAUUAGACCAAAGAUGCUGAUGGCAAAUGGUGGUAACUACAGGGAAUUACGAUGGUUCCUGCCAUGGAAUAAACCAAGGGCAGUGGAAGAGUAUUACCUCCCAGAAAUAAUCCAGUCUGUGACAGGACAGGAAACGGUUCCAUUCGGUGAUGCCGUCUUAGCAACAAAGGACACCUGUCUUGGAAGUGAAAUAUGUGAGGAACUCUGGGCUGCUAAUAGUCCUCACAUCACCAUGGCGAUGGAUGGGGUGGAGAUAUUUACCAAUUCUUCAGGGAGCCACCACGUUCUUCGUAAAAGUUAUUUGAGGACCGACAUUGUAAAGUCAGCUACUGCAAAGAAUGGUGGAAUAUACCUCCUCGCCAACCAGAAGGGCUGUGAUGGUGAUCGCCUGUAUUAUGAUGGCUGUGCUAUGAUUGCUGUAAAUGGACAUAUUGUGGCUCAAGGAUCUCAAUUUUCAUUGGAUGAUGUGGAAGUUCUAACUACCACUCAGGAUUUGGAAGACAUAAGAGCCUAUCGUGUAGACAAGAUCAAUAGAAGAUUGAUGGCAAAUGAAGUAUAUCAUCGAGUGAGCGUCAGCUUCACACUGUCCUCAGCGGAUGAUGUCUACAUGCCCUCUAUUCAACCCAUUCAGAUCCGAUACCAUACUCCUGAAGAAGAAAUCAGUCUUGGACCUGCCUAUUGGCUGUGGGAUUAUCUCCGACGUAGUUCUCAGGCUGGCUUUUUUCUACCUCUCAGUGGGGGCAUUGAUAGCUCAGCUACAGCCUGCAUUGUCUAUUCCAUGUGUUGUCAAGUGUGCUCUGCUGCAACAAAUGGAAAUCAGCAGGUGCUGGAAGAUGCCCGGAGGGUUGUAAAUGACCCUAAUUACAUUCCCAAAGAGCCACGGGAACUCUGUCAACGCAUCUUUACCACUUGCUACAUGGCCAGCGAGAACUCGUCUCAAGAUACCUGUAACCGGGCCAAAGAGCUAGCCGAGCAAAUAGGCAGUCAUCACAUCAACCUGAACAUUGACUCUGCAGUGAAGGCUGUGAUUAUGAUUUUCAAUUUGGUAACCGGCAAAUUACCACAAUUUACAGUGCAUGGUGGCUGUAGCAGGGAGAACUUAGCUCUCCAGAAUUUGCAGGCUAGGAUCCGAAUGGUGCUUGCCUAUCUCUUUGCUCAGUUGAGUUUAUGGACUUUUGGGAAACCUGGAGGAUUGUUGGUUCUGGGUUCAGCCAAUGUGGAUGAGAGUCUUAGAGGAUACAUGACCAAGUAUGAUUGCUCCAGUGCAGAUAUCAAUCCAAUCGGUGGCAUCAGUAAGACUGAUCUCAGGAACUUUAUCCAGUACUGUAUUGAAAACUUCCAGCUCACAGCUCUCCGAAGCAUUAUGUCUGCUCCACCAACUGCUGAACUGGAGCCACUGGCAGAGGGACAGAUAGCACAGACAGAUGAGGCCGAUAUGGGAAUGACGUACGCGGAACUGUCAGUGUAUGGGAAACUAAGGAAGAUUGCGAAGUGUGGCCCUUACAGCAUGUUCUGCAAAUUAAUUCACAUGUGGAAAGCCAUCUGCACUCCUAGGCAGGUGGCUGAGAAAGUAAAGCAUUUCUUCCGCAUGUAUUCUAUUAACCGGCACAAAAUGACUACGCUGACUCCUGCAUACCAUGCGGAAGACUAUAAUCCUGAUGACAAUCGGUUUGACCUCCGACCAUUUCUGUACAACAUUACCUGGUCUUGGCAGUUCAAGUGCAUAGAUAACCAGGUCACAAAACUGGAAAGUACUCAAGGAAAUUGUGUUGAUGCUGUUUGCAAUGAGCUCAACUGAGUGCUACUACCUCAGUGUUAAGUACAGGCUCCUUGGAUGGAUGUAGCCUACCAUGUAUUCAUAGAAUCAGACUGCAAAACUUGUUGAUACAUCUGAUCCAAAAAUAGCAUGAUUGGUUCUAAUCAAAAUGCUUUCUUAUUGUGUGAUAAUACUUGAGGUUUUCCUUCACUUUAAUACUACCAACAUGUAUUUAAUUUGGACCUUUAACAUAGCAAUACCUCCCAAGUUGCUUCACAGAACUAUGAUCAAGCAAACAUUAAGACGAUGAACAAAAGGCUUGGUUGAAGAGAGCUUUUUGACCCAAGCAGGUGGAUCGAUUCAUGCAGGGAAUUCUUUUACAUCUACAAUAAUAACAAGAAGUGAUCCUCAAAAAGCAGGAAAAAUCCCACCCACCUAAUUACUUCCCAUUAUCACUAACCUCAAUGAUCAGCAGCACAGUGCUCUGAAACACUUAUGAAUUGAUGCUCCAUUUGGAUGAUACAAGCAGCACACAGUUCCAGAUCCCACCACAGCCUUGGACACAAGGACAGAAUUCCAGAGGCAAUGCAAGACUGAGUACCCUUGACAUUAAGGCAACACAGACGUGGGCCGAAGGGCCUGUCACUCCAUUGUACUGUUCUAUGACACUUAGUAAAAUAGAAAUCAUUUGGAAUUGGGGGGAAACUCUCCGUGGGCUGACAUAUUAUCUCACUCAAAGGAGUUGAGAUUGUUGCAAACCAAUCCUAUCAACUCCAAGACAUUUCUGCAAGAGUUCUGUAAGGCAGUCUCGAGGGCUCAACCAUCAUGAACUGUUUCAUCAGUAACCUUCUCUCUAUUGUAAAGUCAGAAAUGGCCAUGAUUGAUGUAGUUCCACUUCCUACUGCUCAGAUAAUGGAACAGUCCAUAACUGUUUGCAACAAGACAUAAGACAACAUUCAGGCAUAGCAAAUAAUAAUUGUGCCUCAUAACUGUCUGGCUGUAUAUGCCAACUCUCCAUGCAAUCCCAUCAGUCCCAUUCCCCCACUUAUUUCCCUGUAAACUAUUCUUUUUGAUAUGCCCAAAAGUCUACCCUUGAUUACCUUGCCACCUUAUCCAAUACUUGGAGUAAUUUACAUUCACCAAUCAACCUACUAACUAGCAUAUCUUUGGAAUAUGGGAGGAAAUGUGGUGACAGGGAGAAUGUGCAGAUUCUGCACAGUCAGAAACCAAAAUCAUGAUUGAACCCAGGUCACUGGAACUGUGCAGCAAUAGCACUAACUGCUGCAACACGGUGUGUCACCCAUGAAGAAAAUGAUAUCCCUGAACUGACACAAACAUGAACAUUGAAUUAAAGGAAGAAAAAAAUUGAGGAAACGUGGUAUAUUAGAAAGCCAUUCAGCUGCCAGAAUCUGUACAGUCACUGAGAUGGGGACUGAUCUUCAUCCAGCUGCCAUCUCCUUAAAUAUUUGGCUCACAAUCAAUCUUUUCUUCACUUUUCCAGAAUGUUGUGGUUCUGCUUUUAAGAUUCUGUCCUCAUCAAGAGAAAAUGUUUCUCUUUGCCUUAUUAAUUCUUGAUAUCCUCAGAGAAGUCACUUUUUAAAUCUAUAUAUCAGGCAGGCACGGUUCUGCAGCAAUUAGCGUAACGCUAUUACAGCGCCAGCAACCCGGGUUCAAUUCCGGCCAAUGUCUUUAAGGAGUUUGUACGUUCUCCCAUGUCUGUCUGGGUUUCCUCCGGGUGCUCUGGUUUCCUCCCACAUUCCAAAGAUGUAUGGGUUAGGAAGUUGUGGGCAUGCUGUGUUGGCGCCAGAAGCGUGGCGACAUUUAUGGGCUGCCCCCAGAACACUCUACGCAAAAGCUGCAUUUUACUGUAUGUUUCCAUGUAUA
This is a messenger RNA of Pristis pectinata (smalltooth sawfish), 4436 nucleotides long. It is a transcript of the gene nadsyn1, whose product is annotated as NAD synthetase 1. The coding region runs from base 465 to 2594 and encodes 709 amino acids. Lineage: Eukaryota; Metazoa; Chordata; Chondrichthyes; Rhinopristiformes; Pristidae. The transcript is spliced from 21 exons. Gene Ontology annotation, cellular component: cytoplasm. Gene Ontology annotation, biological process: NAD+ biosynthetic process. The record is from RefSeq and is a predicted model, not a curated record. Gene Ontology annotation, molecular function: NAD+ synthase (glutamine-hydrolyzing) activity; glutaminase activity; ATP binding.